AAUGGUAGUGUAGUAUGAUACAAAAUUCCACCGUUCCCCACUUUCACGUGAGUGCUAAGCUACUACAAAAGCCAGCUGCUACGCACUAACACCACUCUCCCUUUACACUCUUCAUUCAUACAUACCUCACUCUUCUCUUUAAUCUAUCUAUCUAUCUAUCUACACCCCCCUUUUUUUUUAGUUUCCAAAACAUGUCACCUCCAAAUGUUGAAAGACAAACACACACUGAAUCACAAAGACUACUACUAGUAGUGCUACCUUUCAUUCGCAUAUUACCCUCCUAACACACACAAACACUAAACGAUGUGUCGUUCAAUAACACCCUUCCUUCUCUUCUUUUACUUCUUAACCUUCACAUUAGCUUCCUCCACAAAUACCACACUACCACCAGACGCCGUAUCCCUAUUGUCGUUCAAGCAAAACGCAGACUUAAACGACAACCUCCUCUACACACUAAACGAACGCUACGACUACUGCGAAUGGCAAGGAGUAAAAUGCGCACAAGGAAGAGUCGUACGCUAUGUCGUUCAAGGCUUAGGCCUCAACGGUUUUUUCCCUCCAAACACACUAACUCGGCUCGACCAACUCCGAGUCAUGAGUCUCCGUAAUAACUCGCUAUUCGGACCCAUUCCGGAUCUCUCCCCACUCGUUAACCUCAAAUCCCUUUUCCUCGAUCGUAACAACUUCUCUGGUUCGUUCCCUCCUUCUAUUCUCUUUCUCCAUCGACUCAUUACACUAUCCCUCUCACAUAACAACCUAACCGGUUCACUUCCGGUUCAGUUAACUCUCCUCGACCGUCUCAUUUCGCUUCGACUCGACUCAAAUUUCUUCACCGGUUCUCUUCCCCCUCUCAACCAAACCGCUCUGAAAGUAUUUAACGUCUCCGCUAAUAACCUCACCGGUCCGAUUCCUGUUACCCAAACUCUAGCACGGUUCAAACCGACGUCGUUUUCAGAAAAUCCGGGUCUCUGCGGUGAGAUUGUACACAAACAAUGCGGUCCUCGUUCUAGAUUCUUCGGUUCAUCAAACGCCACCGUUUCUUCCUCAGCACCGUUGAGUCAGAGCGAGCAAUCACAAGGCAUCGUGGUGGUUCCUUCGAAGAAUUCAAAGAAGAGUCACAAGAGAACUGGUUUGAUUAUCGUGUUCACCGUUACUGUUUCGAUUCUCGCUUUUUUCACAGUUAUUGUAAUUGUGUUGGUUAGAAAACAGAGCACCGGAGGGAAAUCCGAAUCUUCGGAAACUCCACCUCCGGCGGCGGUAAUGGAAGUGAGAACUGAAAUGGAAACAGAUGCGAAGGUGAAGAAGAUGGAGGAAGCGCAUAGGAGUGGGAAAUUAGUGUUCUGCUGCGGGGAGUUGCAGGAGUAUACGCUGGAGCAGCUGAUGAGGGCUUCGGCGGAGCUAUUGGGAAGAGGGAGUGUUGGGACCACUUAUAAGGCGGUGAUGGAUUCGCAGUUGAUAUUGACUGUGAAGAGGUUGGACGGUGGAAAAACUGGUGUGACAAGUGGGGAAAUUUUUCAGAAGAAUAUGGAGACUGUGGGUAGGCUUCGUCAUCCUAAUUUGGUUCCUUUGAAGGCUUUUUUUCAGGGUAAAGGAGAAAGACUUGUUAUUUAUGAUUAUCAACCUAAUGGAAGCCUCUUCAACCUUGUUCAUGGUUCACGAUCGGCGCGAGCAAAGCCUCUGCAUUGGACAUCAUGCUUAAAAAUAGCAGAAGAUGUAGCUCAUGGACUUGCUUAUAUACAUCAAGUUUCGUCUUUGAUUCAUGGCAAUCUAAAAUCCUCUAAUGUCCUUCUUGGAGGAGACUUUGAAGCUUGUGUUACGGACUAUUGUUUGACCUUCCUCAUAGAUUCUUCAUUCACCGAAGAUCCUGAUUCUGCAGCCUAUAAAGCACCAGAGGUUCGAAAAUCCAUCCACAGGGCAAAUUCAAAGUCUGAUGUGUAUGCUUUUGGUGUGUUGCUAUUGGAGCUUUUGACAGGUAAACAUCCUUCCAAGCAUCCUUUCCUCGCACCAACGGAUUUGCAAGAUUGGGUUAGAGCAAUGAGGGAUGAUGAUGUUAGUGAAGAUAACCGGCUAGAAAUGCUCACUGAGGUUGCCAGUAUUUGCAGUGCAACCUCGCCGGAGCAGAGGCCAGCUAUGUGGCAAGUCCUUAAGAUGAUACAAGAAAUAAAGGAUAGUGUUUCGAUGGACGAUGGUGCACUCACUGGAUUCUCAUAGUUAGUGUGCAAAUCUGAGUAAAUUUUAUGCAGAGAAAACAAUCACAAGAAGUAAUGUCAACUCCUCUUGUUGAAGAUGAAAGAAAAUCGCUCUUGGAGGAACUUCGGGAGUGACUUUGCAUGCCAAGUUUAACAUUCAUUUUUCGAGGGAUCUCAGUAAAACAUGGGAACCAUAGGAUAUUAUGGUUUUAAUGUAUGCUGUGGCUUGUUAGUGGGGUGUUAUACUAGUUCUAACACGAGGAAAUAAAAUUCAUAUAAAUAUAUUUCAGCUUAUUUCGAAAUUUCUUCUGUUUAUAUCUCACAAGCAACGAAUGUUUGUAUUAAAUUGAAUCGUGAUGGUAAAGAACAUGAUAGACAUAAAUGGAUACCACAGCAAGAUCAUAUCAGUUCUAGUAA
Molecule: messenger RNA, 2606 nt
Organism: Cicer arietinum (chickpea)
Lineage: Eukaryota; Viridiplantae; Streptophyta; Magnoliopsida; Fabales; Fabaceae
Product: probable inactive receptor kinase At5g67200
Biological process (GO): protein phosphorylation
Molecular function (GO): ATP binding; protein binding; protein kinase activity
Source: RefSeq, a predicted model, not a curated record